UAACUUUUUAGGUCUUUGUUCACAGACUCACAGGCUUCAGGGCGCUGGUCGUGAGGAGGAGGAGGCCUGGGAGGCAGCGCGCCUGCUGUGCGGGGUGUGUCUGAGGCUCCUUGAGCCCAACAGCCCGAGAUUGGGAUCCCCGUGCCUCCCGGACUCCUCUCUGCUUACAGCGUCCCCGCAGCCUGACCCCAUUUCACCCUCCAGCCUUGGGGACCGGCCUCUCAGGCCCCGCCGCCCAGGUCCCCGCGCUCAGAAUGGAUAUGAACUUUGAGGACGUGGCCAUUGCCUUCUCUCAGGAAGAAUGGGGGAUCCUUGAUGAGACUCAGAGACUUCUGUACUGCAAUGUGAUGCUGGAAGUGUUUGCACUUGUGUCAUCUGUAGGUUGUUGGCAUAAAAUCGAUGGUGAUGAGGCCUGUUCUGAUCAGAGUGUAGCUAUAAAAGGAGAGUCAAAGGUUAGGGCUUCUAAGACAGCUCCAGCCACCCAGAAGAUCCCUCUGUGUAAGUGGUGUUUCUCUGUGUUAAAAGGUAUUUUGCACCUGACUGGAUCUCAUGUAACAUAUUUUGAGCAGAAAGCCUUCUGUACUGAUGUAUGUGUUGGAGACUUCUGUUUCAGUUCAAAUCCUCAACAGAAACAGAGGAAUGAAUGUGGAGAGGAGCCCUGGAAACAAGCUAUGGACAGGGCUUCCUUUGUGAGCAGUUCCAGCCUCUACUUAUCUACGGUGCCUUCAACCAGCAGGGAGUAUGGGGAAGACUUGCAAUACAACUCUGAUAUUCCUAAGCACCACACCACUAUCAACACUGAGGAGCUACCCUGUGGCCGUGAGAUUUCACAGGAAUUUCACAGGGGAAAAAGUCAUCACCAGUGGGGUGAAUGUGAAAUUGCUGCAAGCCACUACCUGAAAGUUGUUCAGUGCCCGGGUGUGUGUUCUGGAGAACUGCUUUAUGAGUGUAACAAAUGUAGGAAACUUUUUAGACAAAUCUUUAACCUCAAUCGACAUAAGAGAGUUCACACUAGAGAAAAGCUGUAUGAGUGUAGAGAAUGUGGGAAGUCCUUUCGUCGAAGGGCUCACCUCACUGUACACCUCAGAGUUCACACUGGAGAAAAGCUGUAUGACUGCAGAGAAUGUGGGAAGUCCUUUCGUCAAAGUGCUCACCUCACUGAACACGUCAAAGUUCACACUGGAGAGAAGCCAUAUGAGUGUACCUAAUGUGGGAGGUCUUUUAGCCUAAAACAUAACCUUAUUAGACACCUUAGAGUUCACAGUGGUGACAAGCGAUAUGAGUGCUGUGAUUGUGGAAAGUCCUUCAGUGAUAAGUCUUACCUCAAACAACACCAGAGAGUUCACACUGGAGAAAAUCCCUAUAAGUGUAGAGAAUGUGGGAUAUCCUUUUCUCGAAGGGCUCACCUCACUAUACACCUCAGAGUACACAUUGGAGAGAAGAUAUAUGAAUGUACUGAAUGUGGAAUGUCCUUUCCUCAAAGGUAUCGCCUCACUGAACACUUCAGAGUUCACACUGGAGAGAAACCAUAUGAGUGUAGAGAAUGUGGGAAGUCCUUUCAUCGAAGGCCUCACCUCACUAGACACCUCAGAGUUCACACUGGAGAGAAGUCAUGAAUGUACUGAAUGUGGGAAGCUCUUCAGUGACAGAAGUGCACUCAAUAAACACCUCCAAGUUCACACUGGAGAGAAGCCUUAUGAGUGUAGAGAAUGUGGGAUGUCCUUUCGUUGAAGGGCUCACCUCACUAGACACCUCAGAGUUCACACUGGCGAGAAGCCACAUGAGUGUACUGAAUGUGAGAAGUUCUUCAGUGAAAGAAGUACAUUCUUUAAACACCAGAGAGUUCACACUGGAGCAAAGCCAUUUAAUUGUAGAGAAUGUGGGAUGUCCUUUCAUCAAAGGGCUCAGCUCACUGUACACCUCAGAGUUCACACUGGAGAGAAGCCAUAUGAGUGUACUGACUGUGGGAAGUCUUUUAGCCAAAAGUCUAACCUUAUUAAACAUAUCAGAGUUCACAUUGGAGAGAAGUGUUAAAUGUUGACGGAACGUUUUAUUUUUCUCACUUAAAAUAACAACACUGAAGCAAACCCUUUUCCGACCUAUUUUCCUGAAUUUAAACCCCUUUUAAUGGAACAUGCACUCUUCUAGAUUCCUAUAUGUUUCCAGUACAAAUGAAGCUUGAAGGCAGUUCAUUGCCCAGAUCUACUACCCGAUUGAAUUGUGGCUGAAGAGAUUGUACCUCUGCCACCUGGCUCACCUGAAAACUGUGUAUCAGUCCCAACCCCAGCGUGCUCAGGGGAAAUGCAUUCUAUGUUGUCACUUGUGCUUGAGAACAUUAUGAUCCCUCCACUCCUGGCAAGAUCUUCAUUUAUCUCCAAGGAGGUAAUGCACCUGACCCAAGGUUCAUCCAGGGCACCCAUCCUCAGCUAAGAAGUGCUGCCUCUGUCAGGGACAUGUGGUUCUCACAUUAUGCUGUGAUGAAUUGUUCCAGGUUCUAAUUUACCAACCCGCUUUCUGUCAUCUGUUCUGGUUUGUGAUC
Molecule: messenger RNA, 2539 nt
Organism: Myotis lucifugus (little brown bat)
Lineage: Eukaryota; Metazoa; Chordata; Mammalia; Chiroptera; Vespertilionidae
Product: zinc finger protein 416-like
Exons: 3
Coding region: 255-1208 (317 amino acids)
Biological process (GO): negative regulation of transcription by RNA polymerase II
Molecular function (GO): DNA-binding transcription repressor activity, RNA polymerase II-specific
Source: RefSeq, a predicted model, not a curated record